This is a messenger RNA of Dendronephthya gigantea, 2153 nucleotides long. RefSeq names its product MOB kinase activator 2-like. Bases 1482 to 2123 code for a protein of 213 amino acids. Gene Ontology annotation, cellular component: cytoplasm; nucleus. The record is from RefSeq and is a predicted model, not a curated record. NCBI's taxonomy places the organism in Eukaryota, Metazoa, Cnidaria, Anthozoa, Malacalcyonacea, Nephtheidae. Gene Ontology annotation, molecular function: protein kinase activator activity. The transcript is spliced from 6 exons. Gene Ontology annotation, biological process: signal transduction; positive regulation of protein phosphorylation.
ACAACCCUAACAGCUUGCAACUUAAAUAUGCGUUGAGGAAGAUGCUCUUCAGAAAUGCUGUCACAGCCUCCAAACAUGCCAACUGCAUUGAAUUUUCCGAAUUUCCUCAUCGAUAAUUCCAAUUUUUCACCAAAGAAAACACAAUUCUCCUCUGAUUGAAGAGAAGACUGAAGUCAAAGAUAUCAACAAUUUCACCCCAUCAGAACAAAUGCUGCUAGAGCAGUUGGACCAAGGAGGGCAUUCUGAGUUUAUUGAAAAUAUUUUGUUCUACAUUGGUGUUGGUGGGUUUGUCGUUAAGAAAAUAUCGAAGUCCGUUACCUGCACAGCUUGUAUAAGCAGCCUCACAUCCAGUUUCAGCAUACCAACACAAAACAUGCGUGAUUACUGUGGCUCAAAAUCAGCAAGAAAUCCUUGUGAUCCACCUGCUUCAGCCUUCACACAGUUUGAAAACCGGAGUGGUUUGACCAAUCCAUUGAAAUCGGUCUUCCCCGUUUUCAAAUACGCGGAACAUGUUUUUAAAGCGAUUGUCAGCAAGGAUGGGAAACAAAUCAGUUCGAACGAAAAAUUACGCAGCAAAAUGAUCUGGGAGGUCUGCCAUCACUUCAUGGCAGAUGAAUGUUGUCGAUCAACUGUCUUCGCUGAUCACAAACCCGGAUUAAAUGGCAUUCAUGACAACCAUAGAGUGAAGCUAAUUAAAUACCAGGGGCGGAUCUAGGGUAAGUCCAGUCAGUCGCGCGACUUACGUAUUUUUGGCAGUAAAAAUGAUAAUUAAAUAUUCAAAUUUAUCUUGAAAUAUGAAUAAUUAACCCUUUCAAGAUUGUAAUAAGAAUUAAAAUCAUAGUCCAGUUACAGCGUUCAGUUUCAAAAAAGCAAUAUUCUUUCAUCCAGAGCAGCGGUAAAACGCAAAAAACUCGCAGAAUCGGGUGGGUCAGCCGGCUCAUUUGAUUGGUCGAUAAGCCAUUUGGACUUAUCUCGACUGAUUUGUGGGGUGGCCGGACUGAUUUGCAUCCUUAAGGGGGCCAAAUCAGUCCAUUUCUUGCAUUGCGAUUGGUCAGUUUGAAUUUACCGGACUUAUCUCGACUGAUUUGCGGGGUGGCCGGACUGACUUGAACUUUAAACGGGGUUCGAUUGCUCUGUCUUCAGAAUGAUAAAAUUGCAAAAUUGCAAAAUGCAAACGAAGCCAGGCUCUUUACUUCCAAUAUUCCGUUAUACGAAGGAUUACAACUUUAUUGUUGGAAAAUUCUGUUAAUACGCGGACAUUCGAAGCAGGAUUUUAACUUUAUCGUGGAGCAGCGAUUUCAUGCGAGCAAUUUGUUGAUGUUAGACUUCAAUAGACGAGGGAAUUAAUCACGAUAUCCCUGCUGAACAUGAAAACUAAGACUGUGUUGAGCCUUGGAAUGAAAGAUGAAAGCUGUAGCCGUUUUGUAGUUCAAAUGUACAUAUGAAUCAAUGACUCGAGGCACUUGGUAUACUUUAAUGAUAUGGAAUGGUUUAUAAGCAAGAGUAAGAGGAAAUAUCCAAUCAACGAUGAGCAAAAAGAAAUUAAACCGUACAUGGAAAAGAAAAUUUAUGAGAAUCUUAAUUUAACAAAAGAGGAAAUAAAAGAAAUUGUUGUUCUUCCUGCUGGCAUGGAUAUAAACGAAUGGCUAGCUACACACACACUAACGCUGUUCAACAGCAUCAAUCACAUUUAUGGAGCAAUUACGGAGUUUUGCACCGCAACCACAUGCCCAACGAUGACUGCUGGCACAGUCAUGUACAGUUGGUACGGACGCAAGGGCAAAAUAUCGGCACCCCAAUAUAUUGAUCUAGUGAUGACACAUAUACAAAAACAUGUUGAAGAUGAAUCCUGUUUUCCGUCAAAAUAUGGCUCGAAAUUUCCCGCCAGUUUUGGCACGUCAGUAAAGAAAUUCAUCAAGCUGUUGCUACAUGUUCUUGGACAUUUAUACUACAGUCAUAUCGCGGAUGUCAGUGAAUUGCAGCUUAAUCCAUAUCUAAAUACUGUUUUUAUUCAUUUAAUGUAUUUUGACAACAGAUUUUCGUUACUAGAAGCAAAAGACACCGUGCCUUUAGACGAUUUAGCCCAAGCUAUGAAUCUUAAUCUUGAUCCGAUACAGAGUUAGAAAACAAAUAAUAUAUAUACAUAUAUAAAU